UAACUGAUAAAGAUGAGUUAGGCAGUGACUGUAUUGACGUGUAAAGAAUCAAAAGAAACGAGAAGUAAACUACUCAAAAGGUAUGAGGUGGGGCCUGGUUUUGAAGUAUUGAAGAAGAAGGUAGCAGAGAUAUUUUGAGGAUGUGCCUAUCAAAGACAUCCAUUUGCCCUUUGGGCUCUGCCAAGGACCAAACUUCUCUAAUUUAUGCAUCAAAAAGCAAUCAAAUACUUGAGCCAGCAAAGAAACAUGUAAACAAAUGAGAUUCCCAUGUGGGUCAGACCAUACAGAUCAUAGUUGAUAUGGCCACACAUUCCAACGCACAUAUAUUAUUUCAAUAAUUCGCCUUGAACGAUAGCACUUCAAUUAUCAGUUGUACUGCAUAUAUACAAUUUACUAACCUUUUGAUGAAAAAGCUUCACUUUUUCAUCAACCAUGUGGAGUAGCCUUCCUCUUGAUGUUCUUGCCAACAUCUUCUCCUUCCUCUCCCCAGACUCCUUGGCACGAGCUAGAUCGGCCUGCAGGCAUUGGCACGAGUGCGUCGAUACUCGCCCCUUGAGCACCAAGCCAAUUCUUUCGCAGUAUCAUCCCUCAUGGUUCAUCGCCUUGCCUUUGCGAGCACACAAGCUAUGUUUUGCUCACAAUCCAAUUUUUGACAAUUGGCAUAAGCUCUCACUGGAAUUUCUUCCUGAUUUAGUCAAACCAAUUGCCACAGUUGGUAAUCUUCUGCUUUUAAGAUCCGUAAGUUCUGUUGUUCUACAAUUGAUCAUAUGCAAUCCAUUCACUAGUCAAUUCCGGUAUCUUCCAAGGCCGAACAUCACUAGGAGUAAUCCGGCUGUGGGGGUUGUAAUACAAAACACAAGCCAAGAUUCUCAGUUUCCAGAAUUCGAAGUCUAUGUAGCAGGUGGGAUGUCAGAGGCACCACAAGGUGGCACCACUUAUGAAUCAAAGUUGGAAAUAUAUGAUUCAAGAAACGACUCAUGGAAAAUUGUAGGAUCACUGCCAGUGGAAUUUUCCGUGAGGCUAACAGUCUGGACUCAUAAUGACAGUGUCUACUCUAAUGGGGUUUUGUAUUGGAUAACCUCUGCAAGGGCAUUCAGGGUGAUGGGGUUUGAGAUUAACUCAAACAUUUGCAGGGAAUUGCAGGUGCCAAUGGCUGACCGACUUGAAUUUGCCGCACUUACAAGCCGAAAUGGAAGGCUAGCAUUAGUUGGUGCCAUAUGCGGUGAAAACGCCUGCGUUUGGGAGCUUGGAGAUAGAGAUAUGUGGGCAGUGGUUGAGAAGGUGCCAAAUGACUUGGGAAUAAAACUUCUAGGAGGAAGCAAUGGAAGAUGGAUAAACACCAAGUGCGUAGCAAACAAUGAGGUUAUGUGCUUGUACAAGGAGCUUGGAAGUGGAAUGGUAAUUUGGAGAGAAAGAAAAGAGAAGAACAAAUGGGAAUGGAAUUGGAUCAAUGGAUGUUCUUCAAUUAGAAGCCAAAGAGUUGAUAACUUGCCAAUAAAAGGACUGCUUCUUCAACCAAGCCUUGCUCCUUUUGCACCGUACUCAAAUUGAAUAAUCAGAGUACAAUUUGGAGCUAUAUCAUCAGGAAUGGCCCAUGAGGAGAAGGUCAGAAUCCACAGAAACUUGAAGAAAUUGAUGUUGUAAAAAUGGCCAAAUCACCAACCAAUCUAUUUUAUAACACAAUAUCAUGUCAAGUAUGUACACCUUUUUAUUCUAAAUAAGUAGAAUCAGUCAAUAACUGCCUCACGAACUGGAAUGGCUUGUGAAGAGCUCUGAAAGAAACAUUUUCAGAAGACC
This is a messenger RNA of Cucurbita pepo subsp. pepo (vegetable marrow), 1797 nucleotides long. RefSeq names its product putative F-box protein At3g23260. The record is from RefSeq and is a predicted model, not a curated record. Gene Ontology annotation, molecular function: protein binding. NCBI's taxonomy places the organism in Eukaryota, Viridiplantae, Streptophyta, Magnoliopsida, Cucurbitales, Cucurbitaceae.